ACACACCUCUGCAUUGGACCAAUGAAAUCACUCGUUUGUUUAAAAUGUCAGUUAGUUGAAAUGUAUGUAAACAAAGGUUUCAAACGGCGCUGGACAGUUAGUCUUGAUGCAUAAUGUAACGACAAGAACGCGAUCACCACGUACAGACGGGUCAGUGACCUUCAAGCGUUAAGGCUUGGAGAAGGUGCCGUGUCAGUUCAAGCCAAAGGAAUAACAUUUGUAAGACAAGGUUUGUCUAAGCAUGACCAACCUGGACACAAACCAGUUAAUAUAUUUGUUCCUACGUUCAAGCAGAACAAUCUGUUAGACCCAAAAAGGGCCAUUGCUAUUUAUCUUAAACAAACAGAGAAAUUCAGGAAUAAAAAUGGCAGAGACGAGACUAGUUUAUUUUUGACAGUGAAUGCACCUCAUGAAAAGGCGUCAGUAAAAAACAUUAUCUUCUUAUAUUGUAAAGACUAUUCAGGAAGCUUAUGACAGUCCAAAGAAAAAAGUUAAAGCACAUUCUGCACGUUCUAUAGGUCCAUCAUGGGCUUUGCAUAAUGGUGUUUCCAUUAGGGCAAUACUGGAAGCAGCAGAUUGAGCAAGUGAAAGUACAUUUAUAAAGUUUUAUGUUAGGAAUGUAACUCCUAGUGUUCUGCAACUAGGAUCUCAGUGAACGUGGAUUGAAGUUUUUAUUUUAUGCGGAUCGUGCAGGAAAAGAUAUUUCCACACUGUACAUUUUUUUUAUAAAAAGAGGGUUGAUUACCAAGGAUUGGUAUAAUCUACAUACUUCAAGUAGAAGAUCAUGUAAAUAGUCAACAAGAAGUUACAUGACCACCACCGUAUAUGUUAGGGCUGAUCUAUCAGUGAAUAUCAUGGCUGGGGACAAGGAUGAAGACGAGAAGUACCACGAGACGCUGACAGAGAACUUCUAUCUGUUCAGCAAGUACCUGGUGCCCGAGGACUACAUAGCUGAGCUGGUCAGCGCCAGCGUUCUCACCCUGGAGGACCGGGAGGUCAUACUCAACCAUUUUGUCAACCAGACCCGGCGGCAGAGAGCAAACCGAUUCAUAGAGGUCCUGAUGACAAAGGGCAGGAGGGGGUUUGAGAAGUUUGUAGAGCUGCUGGAGUAUCGGUGUCCCCAUGUCUACAGGGAGGUGGCCAAGAGAGAGCCCAGGGAUCCCCCUGCAGGUUUCCCUCGCAACCGGUUCAGUGACCGCCUUCGGAUCAUCAACGACCUGCCCCACCUGUUGGAGCAGAUUAAGGAUAGCCUCACUGACAGCUCUGACCUUGAGGUCAAGUUGUGCACCCUGCACGGGCUCCUUGAGGACGCCAAGGAUGAAAACCUGGCUCUAGAGAAAGAGGUGGAGACUCUGAAAAAUGUCCGAAUAGAGCUUGAUCAGCUUCGACACACUAACACUGCUCAGGAGAAACAGGUGUCAGAUCUCACCAAAGAAGUCACUUCUUGGAUGCACAAGGCUUACACACACUCGGAGAAGGAGAAUGAGCUACGGGACUCCAACCAGGAACUGAGGAUCCAAUGUGAUGAGCUGCAAAGGAAGCUAAGAGAACUGGGCACUGUGGAGAAACCAGUAGAACGAUCACCAAUACCCAGGAAUCCUUCAAUCGAACUGUCACAGUUUGAGCAAAGGCGUGUGAUUCACAUGAACGAGGAGCGCCUCAUUCUGCGGGAGGAGCUUGAGAACUACAAGGAGCAGUGUCAGGAGCUCAACCAGAGGCUGGACACGGCACAGAGGGAAGACUUUGAUCUUAGAGAACAGCUCUCAAAGCAAGAGCAUGAAAUGCACAUACUUCAAAAACAAAAUAAGAUUUUGAAGAAGAAACAUAAAGAAGAAGAUGCUAUUGUUAUUCAGCAAUUUGAACAAAUUCAGAAGAAAGGUCAAGAAAUUUUAGAGCUUGAGGCUCAGUGUAUCAAGGAUCGGAGUCGUGUGUGUGAGCUCCAGACAGAGAAGAACAUGUGGAUAGAGGAGCAGCACCUGCUGCGCCAGGAGAUCAGACACCUGCGCAACGAGCUCGACAGCCUGCGCUGCCUGAUUAGGAGCUCAGGCAGCAGUCAGACGGGCACUACAUCUGAGGAGGAAGAUUGUAUUGAGGCAGAUAAGAAACGUAAAUUGUUUGCGAGAAGGAAGCCGGUACAGAAGGCUACAAGGGGAGAGAAGUAUGCUGAAGUGAUCACCAGACAGAAACUUACCAAGGCACAGAACCGCAUGGACCAGAGUGAGUGCACGGUAAAUGGAAAUUACAAAUGGAAAAUGAUGGAUAAAAAUUUAAGACAAUAUGAUGUUGUUAUUCUGAAAUAA
This is a messenger RNA of Dreissena polymorpha, 2300 nucleotides long. RefSeq names its product caspase recruitment domain-containing protein 10-like. Lineage: Eukaryota; Metazoa; Mollusca; Bivalvia; Myida; Dreissenidae. The transcript is spliced from 15 exons. Gene Ontology annotation, biological process: regulation of apoptotic process. The record is from RefSeq and is a predicted model, not a curated record. The coding region runs from base 810 to 2300 and encodes 496 amino acids.